AUGGUACUAGUUGUUGAUAAGGCCUCCCAACUCAACGUCGACGAAAAGAGCCCUUACGAAGUCGGCCAGAAGCAGACGGAACAUUACACACGCCUUUACAAUGAAGUAACUCCUGGAGUCCCAGAGGUCACAAUCAAGUUUCAAGAGCCACUUAGCGCCCGUAUUUUCCUCAAUGGGCAGACACCCAUCCACAAGGGUACAGGAGUGGAGAUCGAAGAUGUCCAUCGGUUUUCGUUCGGAAUGUCCAUAGCUCACACAAGCUUGUUCAACUUUAUGGAAAUCAUACAAGUCAGUCUGGACUCCCCUUCCACUGAUAUUUGCCUUCGUGAUUUGGCGGAAUCGACAUCAAACAUCUACAAGCUAUUACGUCCCUGGUUUUGCUCUUCACAACCUUGUCAUGAGGUCUUCAAACCGAUCAAAUCUCAAGCGCUUUCUUAUAUCACAGCGAUAGACUUUAGCAUUACGGCAGCUCAGAAAGGAUACACCUUCUGCGACGAAGUCAUAGCAUUCGCGGCGUCUCUCGGCUCAAGCAACGAUGCGGACCGUCAAGAGUAUCUUCGGGGCAUGGUCGACUUGGCCCAUCAGGCAGAAGGGAACGCAGAAAGAGCCAAGGCUGAAUUCCGAAAUGUACGAAUCGUGGUGGGACAGCUUGUCCAAGAUGCGAAGAAGAAUAUAAAUCUGAACCAAUAUGAAACGGCAUCGUCGAAUGAAACGCGAUUGAAAGAAUUCGAAGAUGGCGUAUCUCUGCUCGAAAGGUUCUCUGCCUGUAUUUCCUCGUACAUUUCCUGGUGGAAUACGAUUUACAUGAGCCACAAAUCCCAAGUCACACGGCAAACUCACGUCGCUACCAAUUACAAUAAAAUUCGCAAUAAUGAUGUUCUUACCAAGUGGAAAGAGUUACGUCAGGAGUAUGUGUUUUACACCGACAGGAUACAGCACAUUCAAGACACCAACUCUGAUUUCAGAAAGAAUGCUUUCCAGUUUCUUGAGGAGCACCAAAAAGCAACCUCGGACUUUACAGGCUUCCAUGACGGGUACGAUGGAACACAUUCAGAUCAGUUAAUUCCACCCCCGUCAUCUCGACGUCUAGCAAAUGACCAAGUCCCUUUUCCAUCAACCCAUUUAAACACAGGCGACCCCACUGCCUUACUCUUCAUUCCUAUUGCAAUUUCGUACAGGCAUCUGGCACGCCAUUCAAGUACCAUGGGCAAGAGGGAACGGUUCCUACAUUUUAUUGGGCUGAAGCAUCAAUCAUGUACGAUGAGCAAGAUUCAGGAGGGAAGGCACGGGGAGCCAAAUCACAGUAGUGAUUAG
Molecule: messenger RNA, 1314 nt
Organism: Psilocybe cubensis
Lineage: Eukaryota; Fungi; Basidiomycota; Agaricomycetes; Agaricales; Agrocybaceae
Exons: 7
Coding region: 1-1314 (437 amino acids)
Source: RefSeq, a predicted model, not a curated record